GGUUCUCUUUUGUCAUUCAGUUCUUCUCACAACAAGGAAAAGUCUCUAUUUUCCCUCUCUUUCCCAGAGCCUUCCUCCUCAUCCUCAUCUUCCUCUUCUUCUUCUUUCUUCUCCAGUCCAUUAUAAGCUAUCUUCUUCCAAAUUUCAUUUUAAACAAUCUUUGAAUUGGUAUCAUAUUUCUUUCUCUAAUCAAGUCCUUAUCAAAAUCCCAGUGAAAUGAAGAAAGUUAUAGUGAAAUUGGAUUUGCAUGAUGAUAAAGCUAAGCAGAAAGCUCUCAAAAAGGUCUCAAGUCUUUCAGGCCUUGAUUCCAUUUCUAUGGACAUGAAAGAAAAGAAAUUGACAGUAAUAGGUGAUGUAGACCCAGUUCAAGUGGUGAGCAAAUUGAGAAAAACUUGGUUCACAGAGAUUGUAUCAGUGGGACCAGCUAAGGAAGAAAAGAAAGAUGAGAAGAAAGAAGAGAAGAAAGAAGAGCCCAAAAAACCAGAUGAUAAAAAGCCUAAAUCUGAGAAAGAACAGAUUGAAGACCUUAUCAAUGCAUACAAAGCCUACAAUCCUCACAUGACCCAAUACUACUGUGUCCAAAGUGCAGAAGAAAAUCCAAACGCUUGUGUUAUUUCUUAAUCAAUUACCUUUUUUUAAGUAAUGUAUAUAUAUAUAUAUUUAUUUAUAUAACUAUAUAUGGUGCUAUUUGAAGGAUCAUAUUGUCAAAUGAUUCAUGUUGAACUUUGAUGAUUCCAUACCCUUUAUUGGUGAUCAUCUGAGGUGACAUAUUUUUUAGGACUUUUUGUUUUGUUUGGUGAGGCAUUUUAGUUUUGGUAGAACGAUAUGGGGACAGAUUAUGAAAAGGGUUUUUUCUUGUGCACUUAGUUCUUCUUGCUCUGAAAUUAUUGGAGGAUGUGAUCAAUGUAUACUAUUACAUAUUGUAGAGUACUAUUUCUAUAAUAAUAAUAAAAAAAAAAAUAUCAAUGUAUUCAACA
Molecule: messenger RNA, 977 nt
Organism: Humulus lupulus (European hop)
Lineage: Eukaryota; Viridiplantae; Streptophyta; Magnoliopsida; Rosales; Cannabaceae
Product: heavy metal-associated isoprenylated plant protein 39-like
Exons: 3
Coding region: 217-621 (134 amino acids)
Molecular function (GO): metal ion binding
Source: RefSeq, a predicted model, not a curated record